Messenger RNA from Mus caroli (Ryukyu mouse), 1876 nucleotides. RefSeq names its product ornithine decarboxylase 1 (gene Odc1). Gene Ontology annotation, molecular function: ornithine decarboxylase activity. NCBI's taxonomy places the organism in Eukaryota, Metazoa, Chordata, Mammalia, Rodentia, Muridae. Gene Ontology annotation, cellular component: cytoplasm. The record is from RefSeq and is a predicted model, not a curated record.
CCCGCGCCUCCCGGCCGGAACCGAUCGCGGCUGGUUUGAGCUGGUGCGUCUCCAUGACGACGUGCUCGUCGUAUAAGUAGCGGCGCGUCGCACCGUCGGGCUUUGUCAGUCCCUGCAGCCGCCACCGCCGGCCGCCCUCAGCCAGCAGCUCGGCGCCACCUCCGGUCGGCGUCUGCGGCGGGCUCGACGAGGCGGCUGACGGGGCGGCGGCGGGCGGGUGGACGGACGGACGGACGGACGGGCGCUCCUCGGAGUUUGGCGGCGGCGCCUCCAUGGGUCAGGCCAGCCGCGCCACCGUGCUGUGAGUGUUUCCACCACUCCGAGGAGACAGCAUUCAGAGUUCUUGGCUAAGUCGGCCUUGUGAGGAGCAGGCGAUAAUUUGAUUCCAUUUCCAGGUUUUCUGUAAGCACAUGAGAACCAUGAGCAGCUUUACUAAGGACGAGUUUGACUGCCACAUCCUUGAUGAAGGCUUUACUGCUAAGGACAUUCUGGACCAAAAAAUCAAUGAAGUCUCUUCCUCUGACGAUAAGGAUGCGUUCUAUGUUGCGGACCUCGGAGACAUUCUAAAGAAGCACCUGAGGUGGCUAAAAGCUCUUCCCCGCGUUACUCCCUUCUACGCAGUCAAGUGUAACGAUAGCAGAGCCAUAGUGAGCACCCUAGCUGCCAUUGGGACAGGAUUUGACUGUGCAAGCAAGACUGAAAUACAGUUGGUACAGGGGCUUGGGGUGCCUCCAGAGAGGAUUAUCUAUGCAAAUCCUUGUAAACAAGUCUCUCAAAUCAAGUAUGCAGCCAGUAAUGGAGUCCAGAUGAUGACUUUUGACAGUGAAAUUGAAUUGAUGAAAGUCGCCAGAGCACAUCCAAAGGCAAAGUUGGUUCUGCGGAUUGCCACUGAUGAUUCCAAAGCCGUUUGCCGCCUCAGUGUUAAGUUUGGUGCCACACUCAAAACCAGCAGGCUUCUCUUGGAACGGGCAAAAGAGCUAAAUAUUGAUGUCAUUGGUGUGAGCUUCCAUGUGGGCAGUGGAUGUACUGACCCCGAGACCUUCGUGCAGGCAGUGUCGGAUGCCCGCUGUGUGUUUGACAUGGCAACAGAAGUUGGUUUCAGCAUGUAUCUGCUUGAUAUUGGUGGUGGCUUUCCUGGAUCUGAAGAUACAAAGCUUAAAUUUGAAGAGAUCACCAGUGUAAUCAACCCAGCUCUGGACAAGUACUUCCCAUCAGACUCUGGAGUGAGAAUCAUAGCUGAGCCAGGCAGAUACUAUGUCGCGUCAGCUUUCACGCUUGCAGUCAACAUCAUUGCCAAAAAAACUGUGUGGAAGGAGCAGCCCGGCUCUGACGAUGAAGAUGAGUCAAAUGAGCAAACCUUCAUGUAUUAUGUGAAUGAUGGAGUAUAUGGAUCAUUUAACUGCAUUCUCUAUGAUCAUGCCCAUGUGAAGGCCCUGCUGCAGAAGAGACCCAAGCCAGAUGAGAAGUAUUACUCAUCCAGCAUCUGGGGGCCAACAUGUGAUGGCCUUGAUCGGAUCGUGGAGCGCUGUAACCUGCCUGAAAUGCAUGUGGGUGAUUGGAUGCUGUUUGAGAACAUGGGUGCAUACACUGUUGCUGCUGCUUCUACUUUCAAUGGGUUCCAGAGGCCAAACAUCUACUAUGUAAUGUCACGGCCAAUGUGGCAACUCAUGAAACAGAUCCAGAGCCAUGGCUUCCCGCCGGAGGUGGAGGAGCAGGAUGAUGGCACGCUGCCCAUGUCUUGUGCCCAGGAGAGCGGGAUGGAGCGUCACCCUGCAGCCUGUGCUGCUAGGAUCAAUGUGUAGAUGCCAUUCUUGUAGCUCUUGCCUGCAAGUUUAGCUUGAAUUAAGGCAUUUGGGGGGACCAUUUAACUUAAUUA